Messenger RNA from Pediculus humanus corporis (human body louse), 819 nucleotides. RefSeq lists its product as uncharacterized. Gene Ontology annotation, biological process: mitochondrial fission; aerobic respiration. The transcript is spliced from 2 exons. Gene Ontology annotation, cellular component: mitochondrion. Bases 1 to 819 code for a protein of 272 amino acids. NCBI's taxonomy places the organism in Eukaryota, Metazoa, Arthropoda, Insecta, Psocodea, Pediculidae. The record is from RefSeq and is a predicted model, not a curated record.
AUGAAAGUAGCCCGUAAAAAGAGAAGAAGCAUUGUUAGAAUUCUAGCGUCACUCGUACCGAAUUUUUUAUGGCAUUAUUUUAUACCUGUACCGCCUAGAAUGUAUCUUACGUCUACAAUUAUGAAUAGUAUAUUAUCAUUAAAACACAUUACUUAUUUUCAUCCUGAAGAAGAUAGUUUUUACAGUUUCAAAUCACAUUUUAACAAACAGAAAAAAGCUCAAAUAUUAAAUUCAACACCUUUAAAAAGUAACAUCUGCGAAAGCAAGAGAAUAACAGCUCUUCAAAGAGAACUAGAAGAAAUUAAACAACAAGUUGCCAAAUUAAUGGAACACCAAUGCGAGCAAAUGAUGUCUUCCGGAUAUGGAACAUCAACAAAUCCAUCAGAACAAUCACAAAAAUCUCCAACACCUACAGCACCUCUCCCACCACCACCACCACCUCCUCCUCCUCCAUUACCAACAUUUGAAUUAUUACCUACUCCGAUUAAAUUAGAAAAUAAGAAAAAAACUGUGAUUCCGACAAUGAAAAAUGGAUUACCGACAGGAAAAGAAUUACUCAGAGAUUUGAAAAAAGUUCAAUUGAGAAAAAUAGAAAAAUCUCCAGGUGGAGGACCAUUGAAAAAACCUAAAAAAAUAAAUAAUCCUGGAGAUUUUCUCGAGGCUGCACUUAAGAAAAGAUUUGGUCUUAUACAAAAUUCAUCUGAAUCAAGCAUCAAUGUUGAAUCAUUGGAUUCACACGACUCAUUCAAUUCCGAUAAAAAUAAUAGCAGUAGUAAUAACUAUCAAGUUGGUAAAAACAUAAAAUACACUUUUUCAUAG